Messenger RNA from Lagopus muta (rock ptarmigan), 7810 nucleotides. RefSeq names its product PEAK1 related, kinase-activating pseudokinase 1 (gene PRAG1). Lineage: Eukaryota; Metazoa; Chordata; Aves; Galliformes; Phasianidae. Bases 1664 to 5611 code for a protein of 1315 amino acids. The transcript is spliced from 7 exons. The record is from RefSeq and is a predicted model, not a curated record. Gene Ontology annotation, molecular function: protein kinase activity; ATP binding. Gene Ontology annotation, biological process: protein phosphorylation.
AGCCCACAUCUGAAGGCAAUCCCCGGCUUGAUGGAGGGCUGGUUGCUGCUUGCUGCAUCUGAAAGGAAACGAAGUGAGAGUGCGGUCAUGUUUAAAAAGAUGUGGGGUUUUGUUGUCAUUGUUCUUCCCUGGCAAAUAAUGUGAAUUUUGUAGAAGCAUGAGGUGUUGGGUGUGUGUCUAAAAGUGAUUGGAGUCUGUGAAAUCUACGGAAAAACCUGUCUAAAACAGUCUCUUCUCUGUAAAGAGUGAGACAUCCUCCUAUCUGAUUUGUGAAUCUCAUUGAUUUCCUUUUUGUCAAUUUAUCAGCCUGCCUGACAGCAUCAGCCUGCAGGUACCUUAAGCAGUAGGAGCGCCCUUAACAAGGGAGCCAACUGGAUUCAGCUGAUGCUUUUGGGCCAGCAUCUCUCCCAUUUGCUUUGUCCCCCCUGAGCUCUUACUGGCUCUCCCCCCUUUCCAUCUGGGAGCCAAGUGCCCGUGCUGUAUCCAGAGAGGAUCAAAGUGUGACAGAAGUGCAUCUGGUUCUGAAGGUGUACAGGUGCAAAGUUGUCUGUAGCCAUAGUGUUGUGUCUGCAUGGUGAGAGCCUGGCAGGGUCAGGUGGUAAGAUUUACGUUGGUGCUGUUGGUUCAGGGAUGGAAAGUGCACGUGCCCUUGGAGACCCUUGGAGGAAUCUUGGUUUGGUUGAUUUGCAAGCACCAGCUUGCUGGCUAGGAGCUGGUGCCCUGAGGUUGGUGAUGCAGGGAAGAACCCCAGAGCGACACGGGGUGCUUCUGUGGCAGGGCACUCACAGCAGCCAGCUGCAGUUUUUCUGGUCCAGUUGCGUUUUCUGAUCUUUUCUUCUCUAAUCCACUGAGCUCUGUGGGAGUCAUCUCUGAAGUAUCUCCAAAGUUGUUAGCUGUAGAUAGCUACUGACUGAGUGCAAUCAGAUCUGGCCGUGAAGGGAGGGGGCACAGGAAUGCAGGAAUGUCUUCCUCCUGGGGCAUUUCCUCCUGGGGAAGGAAGAUGGGAAGGCAUCCUUGUCUGUAAGUAAUCCAAGAGCAAAGCGCUUCUCCUUUUGCAGACAAUGAAUCGUUUCAGCAAGCUGACACUGUUAUUUGUGGCUCCUGGCAGAGCGGAUGCGAGCUUUCUGCCAGGCACUUGCUGCAAUCAGUGCCAGCCCCAGCCCUGCUGCUCGUCUGGCUGGGAGAGAAGCCUUUGUGUGCAGCUGCAGGAACCACAGUGGUGCUUCUGGAUGAAGGACAGUUGUUGUCAGUCCCCUUGGUUACAGUCACCGACUCUGGUCCCUGUACCACUGAGGGGCAGUUAGUGGGCAUGGUGGGGGUGCGUUGGCGGUUGUGCUUGAUGGUCUUAGAAGCCUUUUCCAACCUUAAUGAUUCUAUGAUUUUAUCUCCAUGCUUUUUUCCAGAGAGAGGAUGUCACUUUGGGAAGGAAACCUUUCCCACCUGGCUCUGCUCUGCAAGGCUAGUUAUGCUUAGAAGUUGAGGCUUUUUAAGUGAUUGUGUGGGCUUUAGCUAAGCUGUGAAGAAAGCCUUGUAAACAAUGAGCCUUUGUGACGAAGGCAGAAUGAGUAUAACUUGGUGACCUUAAAAGCAACUGCAAAAUGAACAGCGGAGGACAGUGUAGAAGACGCGUUGGGCUCUUGCUCUGAGCCUCCAGGAUUUGAAGAUGUCUGCGUGCAGUGACUUUGUGGAACACGUGUGGAAGCCUGGCUCCUGUAAAAACUGCUUCAACCCAAAGAGUUCCCAUCGGCUGCAAACACCCCCAGACGUGGGAGCAUGCGGCGUGCUCCCGAAUGGAGGUAGGAGCAAGCCCGAGAGCCCAGCGUUGGAAGACGAAGGCGUAAAUACCUCUGUGUUCUCCAAGCCAACCAUUGCUGUGAAGCCAACUAUGAUCAACUCAGAUGUUUCUGACACGUGGGCGGAUGUGAAUAUGAAUUCAGAUCUGUCACAGGUCGGCUGGGGAAUGGUUUCCGGUAAACAUCUCCUUCUGAAGUCAGGCGACUCACAGCGGAUCUGCCUUGAUGGGUUUGGAGCCAGCGGCGUGAGAAAACCCUUCCUGCACAGCCCACCACGCGACUGCCUGUCCUGCUGCACGCCCAGCUAUUCCAUGGUGGGCCUGCGUGGCCUGGAGAGCCACGUGGAGAGGAACGUAUCCAUCCAUAGCUUGGUGCUGGUGGGCGAGGUGGGGAAGCAAGAGGAAAGAGCCAAGGAAAAGUCUGCCCUGUCACAUCGGCCCCUCUGCCCUAAUCUGGGGGACAGAGGUGUUGUGAGCUCUGGCAGAAACCUUUCACCCCCAGAGGGUGACUGUGGCCGCCUCUGCUCUGGUGUCGAAGGGGAAGGGGGAGAGUACUGUUCGAUUGCAGAGUCCCACAGAGAGAGCCUGGCUCCCCGUGGCUGGAGGCAGAGGGAUACUGUGGAGCUCUCCAGGCUGAGUGGCAGGGCGGCAAAGUUCAGUGAGGAGGAGCGCAGGGCUGUGAAUGUGGCCUUCUGCAUAGCGAAGGAGCGGAGUGAUCUGCUCCCCUACACCUUGUGUGCAGAGAGUAAAAAGCCGACCCGUCAGUCUGACACUGCUGCCCUCCCUGAGAGCAGCAGCAAGAUGGCUGCCUCUGCGCCGUGCCGGGAGAAGGAUGACUUACUUCUCUCCAGAGACCUGGAUGGAGGCUCCAGGCCUGAGGGACUGAACGCUCCCCAGCAGGCCUUGGUGGAGCCGCAGCGUGCCCGCCUCACUGAGCCGGCCCGUGGGGAUCCCAUCUAUGCUGAGAGCACCAAGAGGAAGAAAGCCCAGCUGAAAGGGGUUGGUGGAUGUGUGGAUGCGGAGAAGCUGGCCGGUGGCAAGGAGCAGGCCGAUGGCACGUGGAGGGAAGGGAGCUGGCUGCUGGGUGCUGAAAAGGAGCACCAGGACUCCACAGCCCAAGUGGCAGCAAAGAUAACGAUUAUGGCCGCACACACGGAGGAUGACCACAAGACAAUAUUUCUCAGCAGCCCUGACUCUGCUGUGGGCGUUCAAUGGCCAUGUGUCAGCCCUGCUUCCCACCCUGAUUUUGGGACUUCAUCACCCACUGUUGAGCCUGGAGAGAUUUUUCAAGCAUCUGGAAGUGAAAAUGGCCCAAGGUUUCACUUGGCAGCUCCUACCAAAAACACAGUUAUGGAGAGCCCAGCCAUCCCCCCAAAGAUGUCCAAAAACAGCCAGCAGGGCAGUGAGGAGAGCCAUGUAUCCCCAGUCAGUUCCUCUGUGACAAAGCUUGGUGACACUAGUAGUCAGGAUGGAGCUGGGGCUCAGCUGCCAAGGAGCUGUGCGGAUACAGGUACCUUCAGGACAUCUUCUUCUCCAUGCACUCACGUUAAUGGGAUUUCUGUGGAAGAGUCCAGCAGAAGCCUGGCAGGCUCACCCUAUGACAGGAGGCAGAAAUACUACACCCCUACAUGGGCCAAGCAGUGCCGGAUAGAGGAAGAGGAAGAGGAGGAAGAAGAGGAAGAGCAGGAGCUCUCAACCCACCCAUGGGCAGUGGGAGCUGAGAAUGGAAGAGCUGGCGCUGAUCUUGUGGAAGACUGCCCAGUGCUGGAGAGUCAGGCUGGGAUCAGCAAGUCAUUAUCUUUCUCCUUUGACUUCCCUAAGGACAAGAGCAAUGGGGUGGAGUUUGCCCCACCACCACCGCCGCCACCAAAAAAGCAGUCCAGGCAUGCUCUGAAGAUGAACCCAAAUAACGCUGAGUUGGAGAGGGCCAGCAACAGCUCUGCUGAGAGCCUGAGCCCACCUUUCAGGAGCGUCCACGUCAGCUUCACAGCUGGCUCCUCCGACAGCCUCAACUCUGACACUCAGGCCGGCAGCGAUGGCAGACACUCGUCUGAGCCAAACCACUCACCCCCUCCAGCUGAAAUCCUGGCCUUUCCCCCUGUCCCCUUCCCUCCUGCCUCCGGUGAUGACAGUCUCUCUUCUGUCUCAAGCCGCCCGCCUCCUCUGCCUCAGAAAAAGACAGUGAGCAGGACAGUGUCCUCCCCAGAUGGCUUUUUUGGGGGACAGGGGUCUUCAGGCAGAGCAGCUGGUACUGCUUGCCCCAGGCUGAACGUCAGCCAUUCUGAGAGCAACGUCUGCCUCCACGAGGACUCUCCUUUCCUCCACCCGGCCAGUCUCAGAGGUCACCCCAGCAUCUUCUCCUCCUCAGAGUCCCUGGAGAAAGGCUCCAAAGGAAAUGGCUACUGGGGCUCAGCCACCAGCAAGAACACAGGGACCUGCGUCCCCAGUAGAAACCUCCAGUCCCGUUCUUCCUCGCAGCUCAGCAUGUCCAGCCAGGUAUCAUCAGGCUCCAGCCUCCAGCUCCACAACCUCCUGAGCAAUAUUGACAGCAAGGAGGGGGUAUAUGCCAAGCUGGGGGCCCUCUAUGCUGAGUCCUUACGCCGCCUGGUCGCAAAGUGUGAGGAUUGCUUCAUGCGGGAGCAAAAGAAUGAGCUGCACUUCAAUGAGAACAACUGGUCGCUUUUCAAGCUGACGUGCAACAAGCCCUGCUGUGACUCAGGGGAUGCAAUCUACUACUGUGCCACCUGCUCCAAGGACCCUUCCACCACCUAUGCUGUGAAGAUAUGUAAAACCCAAGAGUCCAAGGCGGCUGCUUCGUACUGCAGCCCCCCAGUGCCGGUCCACUUCAACAUUCAGCAAGACUGUGGGCAUUUUGUGGCCUCUGUCCCCUCCAGCAUGUUGCUGGCCUCCAGUGUGGGGAAGAGCAUGUCUGGGGAUGGCCUCCGUCCCUCCCGCACCACCAGUGAGCAUGACUGUGUGGUGGUCAUCACCCGCGAGGUGCCAAGCCAGACCACCGCCGACUUCGUGAGGGACUCGGUGGCACUGCACCAAGCCAAACCUGAGAUGUACGAACGUCGGGUUUGCUUCUUGCUCCUCCAGCUCUGCAAUGGCCUGGAGCAUCUAAAAGAGCACGGCAUCAUCCAUCGGGACCUGUGCCUGGAGAACCUUCUUCUUGUCCCCUGCAAGCCCCCAAUGAGCUGUGCGAAGGCCAGAGAUGACAGAAAUUUGCCCCGCCUCAUCAUCAGCAAUUUUUUGAAAGCUAAACAGAAGCCAGGAUCUGGAGACUCCAAACUGAAGAAGAGCCAGGCCCGGCUGGCCCCGGAGAUUGUGUCAGCUUCUCAGUACAAGAAGUUUGAUGAGUUUCAGACUGGAAUUCUCAUCUAUGAGCUCCUGCACCAGCCCAACCCCUUUGAGGAGAAGGUGCACCUCAAGGAGCAAGAGUACAGCCCUGAGGACCUCCCUUCUCUGCCCAGCCUGUCCAUUUACUCCCGGGGGCUCCAGCAGCUGGCCCACCUGCUUCUGGAGGCAGAUCCCAUCAAGCGCGUGCGGAUCACCGAGGCCAAGCGGAUGCUGCAGUGCUUGCUGUGGGGGCCACGGAAGGACCUGACUGAACAGCCCCUCAGCCACGAGGAAGCCCUCCACCAGGUGCUUCAGAACUGGGUGGACAUGAAGCGUGCCCUGCUGAUGAUGAAGUUUGCGGAGAGGGCUGUGGACACGGAGCGGAGCGUGGAACUGGAGGACUGGCUGUGCUGCCAGUACUUGGCCUCUGCUGAGCCUGUCUCCCUCUCACACACAUUAAAACUGCUGCAGCUGCUCUGACCUUGGACAUGUCUCAGAGGUGGCUGAGGGCUCCCGAUUGCCUUGCAGUGAAAGGUACACAGCCCCAUUAAAAUGUGAGAGGCUUGAAUCUUGGCUGUGAACAUGUGUUCAUUUCCUAUCCUGUGCUCUGAUCAAUGUAAGACAUGGUUAGUACCCCGAGCACUAAUUUGUGAGCAGGCAAAGCUGGGAGCCUACUCCUCUAAAGGAGGACUUUUUUUGUAUGGUAAGUCUGUGGACUAAUAAACUCCUGCCUUUGUGUGCAUGUUUCUCAUGAGCAAAAUGUACUUGAGUUGGUUUCUGCACAUGUAGGAUGAUCCUUUGUCCCUACUCUGAUCACCAGAGUGGGCAGGCUGGCUUUAUUCUUCCUGGGAGUCAGAGCAGUACAUAUAACUCUCCUUUGUGAGGAAGAACCACAAGGGGCUUUCAAAUUCAUGUGUGUUUUGACAUCCAUUUUACAACAAAAAUCAUGGCUGUAUAAGCUGUAUUUUCUGCUGUGAGAAACACAUUGUCACCGGCCUAUUACAGGUGCUAAUACAGCAUUGCCUUCCUGUCUUGAACUGCAGCCUUGUAGCUGCUCAUUUGUGCAAGGAUGAGAGAGCUAGGAUGGGGCUGUUCACAGAGAUGAUGCUGAAUGCUGGAAUUACCCCUUGUAAAGUUAAUGAAAUGGAAAAUCCCCAAUUCACCUCCAAGGCCUCGGGGAAGAAAGUCAUGGCCAGGCCACUUUGCUUUCCCCAUCCAUCCAACACCUUCCCAUCACCAGGUAACUUACCUGUCCCUUGUGUGUAGCGUUUAUUUAACCCCUUAACUGUGAGAUUAGCUGUCCUGGCCACAGUAGCCUUUGGUAUGAGAGGCCCUUAUUGCUGCUGUGUUUGUGUAACAAAUGUGUAGGGCAGGAUGCACUGUGAAUGUUCUUCCAACAGAUGUGGCACCAUGGAAGAGAGCAAAGCUGCUCAACCCCUUCCAGCUCCUUUCCCUCUAUCAAGACAUACGGCAGCCACCUGGCUUUGUGGAGAUGCCUUGCUGCUGCUAAUUUUUCAGGAAGAUUUGGGGGCUCUCUUCCACUCCAGAAUGAAGCAGAGAUGAGCUGCCAUGCUACAGUUCUGCAGACAUUGGCUGAGGAGUAGGUUUGGGACUUAUGAAGAGAGCCCAGUAUCAGCUUUGUUGAGGGAGGACAUGACUAGCUGAGCUACCCCCAGCUCAGCUGAAAACGAGGAGAUAUUCAUCCAAGCUGAAAACGAGGAGAAAACUUUCCUUCAGUCUCACUUCACUUCCAGCUCUAGCCUGCUCUCUUGUGGGAAUUUUAAUUCCCCAGGAUUUUUGACACAUUGUACGCUUUCUGUGAAUCUUCUCCAGGCUUCUCACCUGGAUUUUUUAAUCUAUUUGGCUGUGGUUGCUGCUGAUGGGAGGGGAUGGUUCCUUGGCUGGGCACCCAUUUGCAAUGAAUUUCCCCCAACCCCCUUAGGGAGGAAGCCUUGCACGUCCCUGCCUGCUGAAAGAAUGUGAGAUGACUCCAACUGUGACUGUCGGGGAUUUUUUUUAUGCAUUGGCUUUCUUGCGCCUGACUUCCAUACACUUCCCUCCAAUACAGGCAGCGUGAACCUUCUUGCUUGGGAACCACUGUCCUGUGGACCAUCCUGCAUGCUUUACCCUGGAAACUCUGGCCCCAGUCUGCAGCACGUGAUCUUAUAACAGUGGUGCUGGCAAAGAGAGAUAGAUAAUAUAUGUGGCAAGUGGUUUGCAAGGCUCAGCUCAGGACCCAAACAUCCAGCUAGCCCACAUAAAGCAAGGUUGGAUCCAUUUUGCAUGCUGACUUUAGUAACAAACAUCCACCCUGAGUAUUGCUGUGAGGUCUGCAUGAUGUAGGAUUUGAACCUGAUUGUAAUGCUUUCACUUAAGUUGGGGUGUUUGAGACUGCUUCUGGUACUGAUCCUGGUUCCCUGCAGCAGCAUCUCCCAUAUAUCAGAGGCCAACAACAGUCUUGUAACAUUUUCAGCUAUAUUCUGGUGACAUUGAAUGAUUGGUUUCAUGCUUUCAUAUAAACAAAAUCUCUUAAAUCUACAUUUUCCUAAUAUCUUUCCCUCUGAUAUCUCAUGCUUUUCUCCAGCCUAAAAUAUAUCAGGGAAAGUGUGAAGGGACACCUGCUGGGGAAGCACAGCAAGCCCAUGCCUUCCAGUUGUGCUGCUGGGGGGUAGGGAAAGG